UGAAUUCAAUCAAUAAAUCAAUAUUAUUACAAAUAACUGUAAUUAAUACCAUAUACCAGUUCAUGUUUUAUCUACAGAAGCUCGUCGAUUCGAUCCGGACUUCAAUGCAAAAAAGUGAAUUUCUCAAGUAGUGUCUAAAUUAUCAUUUAGAGCGUGAUAAACAUUUUUAAGCCACGAUUUUAUUCACGCAAGUUUGUAAAUGUUGAAGCCUAAAUUUACGCCAAGUCUGACGAAAUCUGUUGAUGAGGCGACGACAACUAUGAGGCACGCUUGCACACAUUGACGGUUCGGUUACAUUAAAAAGAAAACUUAAUUCCUUCGAAGUGAUGCCACUAUUUGGCAAGAAGGACUCCGGCAAGAAGGCCAAGUCAAAGGAUAUGAAGGAGUUAAACAAGCAAGUGUCAAUUGAGGAGAAGUACAAUCUUCAUGGUCUUUUGGGGACCGGCGCGUUUUCCGAAGUGCGGUUGGCAGAGAGCAAGGAUACUCCUGGCGAUCAUUUUGCUGUUAAAAUAAUCGACAAGAAAGCCCUCAAAGGAAAGGAAGAAUCUCUGGAAAAUGAAAUUCGUGUUCUGAGAAGGUUCAGUGCAAAUCAUUUCGAUGCCAACUGUCCGAAUGGAACGCGAUUAACUCAUCCCAACAUUGUGCAACUUCUGGAAACGUAUGAGGACAAGUCGAAGGUCUACCUAGUAAUGGAGUUGGUGACUGGCGGUGAGCUCUUUGAUCGCAUUGUGGAAAAAGGUUCGUAUACGGAAAAGGAUGCCUCUCAUCUUAUACGACAGAUUCUAGAGGCAGUAGAUUAUAUGCAUGAACAGGGAGUUGUGCAUCGAGAUCUUAAGCCGGAAAACUUGCUUUACUACAGUCCUGAAGACGACAGCAAAAUAAUGAUUAGCGAUUUUGGUCUAUCAAAAAUGGAGGACUCUGGCAUUAUGGCUACAGCAUGUGGAACCCCAGGCUAUGUUGCCCCCGAGGUCCUGGCCCAAAAGCCAUAUGGAAAAGCCGUUGACGUAUGGAGUAUUGGAGUAAUAUCAUACAUUCUCUUGUGUGGCUAUCCCCCAUUUUAUGAUGAAAAUGAUGCAAAUCUUUUUGCUCAAAUAUUAAAAGGUGAAUUUGAAUUCGAUUCCCCUUACUGGGACGAGAUAAGCGAGUCGGCCAAACAGUUUAUUAAAAACUUAAUGUGCGUCACCGUCGAAAAGCGAUUUACUUGCAAGCAAGCAUUGGCUCAUCCUUGGAUCUCUGGAAAUGAGGCCAGUAGCAAGAACAUUCACGGAACUGUUUCUGAGCAACUAAAGAAGAACUUUGCUAAGUCACGUUGGAAGCAAGCGUACUAUGCGGCAACAGUGAUCCGACAAAUGCAGCGAAUGGCACUUAGCAGCAAUAGCAGUGCAUCAGCUGAUGCCACUAAUAAUGACGGUAGGCGAAAGGACCCAUCAAAUCCAAAAGCAGCCACUGUGUCGUCUGUGUCAACCGACGAGUCAGCAUCGCAAUCAACACAUUGUAAUAUAACAGGCUCUAAUGAGCCACCACCACAGGCAAAAAGCCAGCCAGGCCAGGACAUAAACAAUCACCAAAGAACAAGUCAACCGAAUUAAGAUUCAAGAUUAAAGCCAGGCCAACAUAUGCUUAUAUUUCAUUGCACAACCAUUACUGUCGUCUUAUGCAUUGCAAUGCGACAGAUUAACACAUUAAUAUUAGGCCAUACAAAUUAUGUCACACACAUAAGUGUGGAAUGGAUAGUUAAAUUGUUUUUUUACCGCGAUAAAUGAUGGGGUAUUUCGAUUGUAUUAGUUUAAACAUCGGCUACUGAGAAACCAAAUAAGAAUAACACGUUGAUUUUGGCCAAGGAUCACAUUUAACCCAACCGUUAUAAACUGUAAUCAGCUAUUACUUAUACAAUGUACAUACAUAUGUACGUGCAUAUGUAUGAUGUAUGCAUGUCUCCUAUACUGGCUAUAUGAACAUGUUUAGAAUGAAAUAAAGCACUUAUUGAUAUCAAUCAUUUUGUAAUACAUAUUUCUCUCUGUAUAACAAGCUAAGCUGUAGCUAGUAUUGAGUGCAAUCUAAAUAAAUAAGCUUAAUUUUAUAAUAUUUCAAUGUUUCAUGAAAAAUGCCUGCAUUGCAUGAUUUUACUCUCAUGUGUGUGGUGAAAAUGAUAUUGCUUUAAUGGAGGUAGUCCCCUCAUACUAAAUAUAUACAAUAGUACAUACAUAUGUACAUAUGUAUGUAUGCAUAAUAAAGAUCCGGUAUAGAGAAGACUUGUCUUCUUUUCCAAAGACUCUAAAUCAAUCAAUGCCAUAGCAAAUGAAAAUAUCACUAUGUUUGAAAAGUAAUUAUUAAUACUUGAGAUAUUCGAUGUUGUUGAAAAUAUUUUAGCGAUACAUAUAUACAUACAUACAUGCGUUUUCAUAUGUAAACAUACACUUAACGACGAUUAAAUGUUCUCUAGCACAGAAGGCAGACUUAAAAGCCUCCUUCAUAUUUUUACAUCUA
Drosophila obscura is the source of this 2487-nucleotide messenger RNA. RefSeq names its product calcium/calmodulin-dependent protein kinase type 1 (gene CaMKI). Gene Ontology annotation, biological process: protein phosphorylation. The coding region runs from base 327 to 1589 and encodes 420 amino acids. Gene Ontology annotation, molecular function: ATP binding; calmodulin binding; calcium/calmodulin-dependent protein kinase activity. The transcript is spliced from 10 exons. The record is from RefSeq and is a predicted model, not a curated record. Lineage: Eukaryota; Metazoa; Arthropoda; Insecta; Diptera; Drosophilidae.